AUGUCUUCGAAACGGCAAUUACCAAAUGUUGUCGACACAUCAUCUCAACGGCCAACUGAAAAAAUUCGACAUUUAAAUACAGCACUCAUUAAUACAGAAAAUAAUCUUCGUUCUGCUCAACAAAACUUUGACUUAUUAAAACAAAUUCAGUCGCCAUCAUCGUUAUUAGAUACAAAUUAUUAUAAUGAAACAGUUCAUAAUGAUUCAUCUCGUCGUAAUCGUAAAGAUGUUCGAUUUAAUGAUGAUAUUGGUAAAUCGUUAAAUUUUCUAAAUGAUGAUUUACAUGCACUCUCAACAGAACAUGGAAAAUUACGACAUGAAUUAAAAUCAAGAGACCAUGAGCGAGAUGAUAGUGAUGCAUUAAAUGAUACGCAAUCAUCGAGUUUUCGUCAAGAUAUGAUAGACGAGGUUGUACAAUCUCGUCUUGAUCGACGUUUACUCGAAAUUCAAAAAGAUUUGAAACGUGAAAAAGAGCAACAACAGUCUCAGGCAACAGUUGAUGUACGAGCUCUCGUUCAAGAACUACAACGAAAACCAAAUCUGACUACAAUUUCCUCUUCUACACUUCAAAAUGAAGAUGAUAAAUUAUUACAGGCAAAAUUGCUAUUAGCCGACUCGAAUAAACAAAUGAUUGAAUCACAACUUUUCAAUACCAAACGACAAUUAGAAGAUGCUGAAACUGGAAAAAAUUCUUUAGCUUAUCAAGUUACUCAGUUGAGAGAACAAUUAAUGCGAAGUGAAUAUGAACGAGAAUCAAUAAUCAAACAAAGACGAGAUGAAUACGAUUCAACCGAUGAUGCGCCAAUUCGUCGACGAAGAGAGAGUGAUCGUUUAAAUCUUGAACGUGAAUAUUUACAAAUGCAAAGUCAUUUGAUGAAGUCAAACGCAUUAAAUGAAAUCGUAAAUGUCAAGAAAGAUUUAGAUAAAAGUGAGAGACAACGAGAACAAUUAUCAGAUCAUUUAGAGAUUUUGAUGAAAAAAUGUGAUGAAAAAGAAAAAAUAGCAGCAAAAACCUACGUAGAGUUAAAAGAAUUAAGUGAAAAUUGUGAUACAUACGAACGACAAAAUGUUAAAUUACAACAAGAUUUGUCAAUGGCAUUGGAAAAAUUAGAAGAAAUAACACAAGAAGCAGAAAAAUAUGCCGAAGAAUUACAAUUGAAUCAAAAACAUAUUGCAGAUUUAGAACAAAAACGUGAAGAAUUUAAAAUACAAGCUCAGGAAACGAUUAAACAAUGGAAAGCUCGUGUAAAAAAAUUAGAAAAAGAUGUGGACCGUCAUAAAUUUGGUUCAACUCAAAUGCUUGAACGUAAUGAACAAUUAGUUAAAGAUAUGGAAACACUAAAAACACAAAAUUCAACGUUAAAAGAACAAAUAACAAAAAUGGAGACAGAACUGAACGAUUCACAGACAACAAGAAAUCGUUUAGAAGAUCAUUUUAAACGGGGCGAAGAUGAUUUGUUACAAAUUCGAACAAUUCGUACGUCACAAGAAGCAGAAAUUUCUAAAUUGAAAGGAACAAUUAAUGAGCUGGAAAGUCAAUUAUCAAUGAAUCGUCAACAAUUUGAACAUAGUGAACGUGAAAAACAUAUGAUUCAACAAAUGUUACAAGAUGAAAUUCGACAAAAAAAUCAAUUAGAUUCAAAAACAAAGCUAACAGAGAGAGAUAUUGAAACACUCAACGUUUCUCGUAAUCAAUUACAAACUCAUAUAAUUGAAAUUGAAAAUGAAAGAAUGGAAUUAAUACAAAAAUUGAAAGAAGUAGAAUUAGAACGCGAUUCUUAUUCAGUGCAACUGCAUGCAAGCAAUAAAUCAUUCAAUGAUGAAAAAAAUAAUUUACAAUCGAAGUUUAUUACAUUAGAAAAUGAUUAUGAAGAAAUAAGGCGUAAAUUCGAUUUUACAAAAACUGAAUAUACUCGUGGCAUGAAAACGUUACAAAUUGAUUAUGAAAAUAAAAUUGAAACACUCAAGCUUCAAUUAGCUGAUGAAAAAGCGCGUUCUCAAAUAUUACAACGUCAUGAAACAGAAUAUAAAAAAGAAGUUGAACGUUUACAAGAAAAAUCAUCCCAUUUUGAAGAUAAUUUUAAUCAAAUAAAAUAUAAAUAUGAAACGACUACAAGAGAUUUUGCAGAAAAAGAACGUAUAUUGGAAGAUAAUGAAUCAAAAUUGAAUAAACUACAAGUUGACUUAACGAAUCAAAAAAAUCAAUUUUUGAAAAAAGAAAAAGACUAUCAGAAUGCACUUCAUACGGUAUAUAACGAUUUAACCUAUUGUACAGAAUCUUUGUCAAGUGAUUCAGAUGAACCGUAUAUUGUUCUUGAUACACCAUUAGCGAAUGAUAUUGAAACAUGGUUAAGUAAAGUCAAGGCAAAAUUAGCUUGGCUAAAACAAGAACUUGAUGCAAGACGUCAACGAGAAUCAAAAUUACGUCAAGAUUUGAAUAAUGCACUGUUAGAUAGUGAUGCUGAUAGAAAAUAUUUUGCUACUGAACUAGCAAAAAAAGAAGUGUUAGUAGAUGAAAUGGCUAGAGAAAAAUUAAAUUUAUUUGAUAUGGAACGAGAAACAUCUGAUAAGAUGAAAUUCUUACAAACUCAACUAGUUGAUUUAUCUCAUCGUGUCGAAGGACAUUCUGUUAAAGAAAUUGAACGUGCUAGACAAUUACAAACUGUUGAAAUGCAACUGGAAUAUGAAAAACGACGAGCGUUAACCGAAGAUGAAAAAGAUCGUAUUAAUGAUCGUUAUCGACAGCAAUUGUUAAAAUUUCAAACGAUGAUCGAUUCAAUUAAACGUGAUUUACAAAGUGCGAAAGUACAAUUAUUUACCAAAAGUCCAUAA
This is a messenger RNA of Didymodactylos carnosus, 2832 nucleotides long. Lineage: Eukaryota; Metazoa; Rotifera; Eurotatoria; Philodinida; Philodinidae. The record is from the annotation of a GenBank genome assembly.